Eufriesea mexicana is the source of this 394-nucleotide messenger RNA. RefSeq lists its product as uncharacterized. The record is from RefSeq and is a predicted model, not a curated record. The coding region runs from base 56 to 349 and encodes 97 amino acids. Lineage: Eukaryota; Metazoa; Arthropoda; Insecta; Hymenoptera; Apidae. The transcript has 2 exons.
UCGCGCGCUUAGUUUCGCUCCACGGCGACCGAUUGUGAAACGACGCACUCCCGACAUGGAAGUCCGUUUUAUACUAUUAGCAACACUAUUCAUUGUGGGAGUAGCUAUGGCAUUUCCACAAAAAGAUGGUCAGAUUUUUAGUAAUGAGGCUAUAAAACAAGCACAGAAUACUUAUCUUAUUCCAAAAGAUGCGACAAUACAAAAGGUUCAAGAAGGUAUCGAACUGGCAGCCUACGAAUCGAUUCCUGGCGAUCAGAAGAUCAAUCUUUUCGAAAUCUUGGGAGCACACGUUCCAUCGGAAGUAGUGAACAAUCUCCAGACCCAGAUUGACCAAAUAGGACGGAAUUAAGACUUACUUGCAUUUCUCCAUCAUCAUCGUCACCGUUCCCUUAUA